Messenger RNA from Scleropages formosus (Asian bonytongue), 1218 nucleotides. RefSeq names its product forkhead box H1 (gene foxh1). Gene Ontology annotation, biological process: transforming growth factor beta receptor signaling pathway; positive regulation of transcription by RNA polymerase II. The record is from RefSeq and is a predicted model, not a curated record. Gene Ontology annotation, cellular component: activin responsive factor complex. The transcript is spliced from 3 exons. Gene Ontology annotation, molecular function: DNA-binding transcription activator activity, RNA polymerase II-specific; transcription cis-regulatory region binding. Lineage: Eukaryota; Metazoa; Chordata; Actinopteri; Osteoglossiformes; Osteoglossidae. The coding region runs from base 1 to 1218 and encodes 405 amino acids.
AUGCCGCGGGUCCGGGGCGACGAGGCCCGGAGCGGCCCGGCGCCGUCGGCUCAGGGUGCGAGUGGGGAUCCGGAGAACACGGGCCGUCGCGAGGGGGCCGCCUCGUGGGAGCCCCGCGCGAGCAGCCAGAGCGGCAGGAAGAAGAACUACCAGCGGUACCCGAAGCCGCCCUACUCGUACCUGGCCAUGAUCGCCAUGGUGAUCCAGAGGUCCCCGGAGAAGAAGCUCACGCUGUCAGAGAUCCUGAAGGAAAUCAGCAAACUCUUCCCGUUCUUUGAAGGAAACUACAAGGGCUGGAGGGACUCGGUGCGACACAACCUGUCCUCGUACGACUGUUUCGUCAAGGUGCUGAAGGAUCCCGAGAAGCCGCAAGGAAAGGGUAACUUCUGGGUCGUGGACGUGAGCAAGGUGCCUCCGGAGCUCUUGAAGAGACAGAACACCGCCGUGUCCCGCCAGGACGAGGCCGUCUUUGCUCAGGACUUGGCCCCCUACAUCUUGCAUGGCCGUAGCCUCAAGAGCGAUGGCGCGCUCUGCCCGCCCCCCAGAGAUACCCCGCCCCCGCUAGAGGAAGAAGCAAGUCCCCCCAAGUUGGAUUCUUCCUUCGCCAUUGACUCCCUCCUGCACAGUCUUCAUCCACCUACCACAGAAGCUGGUGAGGAGAGGCUGAGGAAUAGGUUGCCCCCCGUCCUCAGCCGGUACCCCUACACCCACAGAGCGUCCAUCAGCUCCGCCAGCCCCGGCUCAUCAUCCUCGGACGAGGACUCGAGGAGCAGGUCCUGUCUGGGGAAGCACGGGCGCGAGGCGGGCCCUGGCGUGGACGAGGACUCCCAGUCAUCUGCGCAUAAGUUCUCCAGAGGGGAUUCCGGCCCGCCGUGGGAGCUUCCGACCUCCUAUGCCAAGUAUGCUCCCCCCAACGUGAUUGCCCCACCCAGCAUGUUCUUCAGCAGAAGCCCCUUCCUGCCCUUCAGGAGGCUGCCUUACUAUGGCUACCAUGCACCCCCUGCGACUCCCAGCCACUUUGUAAACCAUUCUUACUGGGCCCUCCCUACCAGAGGCAGCACCCCCCUCCAAACACCACCCCUCUAUUUGGAUCUAGACCGGCUCUUGCAGUCAGUCCCCCCAAACAAGAGUGUUUUUGACGUCAUGGGUGCCUCCAACCCCCUGCCGCACUCGCAGCCCGGGCAGUACAGCCUGCAGACUCCAUACUCCCACUACUAG